AUGGAGUUCUGGUUUAUGACCACAGUCUUUUUUGUUAACACAGGUCAACCCGAUUUAUCUGUGCAAGAGGAGGUAAAGGAGGGUGAGAAUGUGUCUGCAUCCUGCUCCGUGUUUCACUCCUGCCCCACAUAUCCACCUUCUUUCAUCUGGAGUCACUCUGGAGAACAGCACGAUCAAACACAGCAGCUUCAUGAAGGCCAGUGGAAUUCAACAUCUACUCUGACCUUUCACCCAAACCGCUCUGAUCACAACAAGCCUUUAAAAUGCAAAAUAACAUACCAUCAUGGGCUGUACGUGGAAACCUCUAAGAUACUUCAAGUAAAAUAUGCCCCUGACAUCAAGACUUCCUCAAAGUGCUCCUCCGAGGGCGGCGUGGUAAAGUGUGAGUGCAUCGUAGAGUCCGAGCCUCCCAGCAUGGUCUAUUUUAUUCUUGGUGACAGAGUCAUGCAAAGCAGCAAAGCAGAGAAAAAUGGCUCUGUUACUAUUGAGACUCUGCAGACAGACUUUGGGUCUUUCAGCUUUGUGCACUGCCUGGCAAACAACAGGCUGGGAUAUGACAACAUCUUACUCUCUUUACCUGUUAAAGACAACAUGCAGAAUAUUCUUAUCUCGUCUGGAGCAGGUGUGAUUUUGCUGAUUAUUUUGAUAGGAAGUGGAGUGGGAGUUGUUAAAAAAUGGGGGAGAUCAAGAGACACAACAACCACUAACUUGAGCACCAUGAUGUCAGACAGACCUGUGGAGCUCCCUCAUAGUGGCCCACCAAAAAGGAAAAUGAGCCGUAAGGACAUCCCUUCCCCUGAUGUGUACACCAAUUAUCCUGUCUAUGGCAACACUGACUGGGAUGAGUCAAUAUACGCCAAUGUGUAGCAUGUGGAAGACCAGCUGCAGUCCAUGUUUGUGUCCUGUGAUAUAUGAGUUAACAACGAGUCAAGGUUUUUUUUCAGUCUCAUUCAUUUUUCAAUAUUUAUCACCUACAUCUAACAUAUAUAAUUCACAUUUUAUUUGUAGAAUACAAUAAGUAAAUAUUAAUGUCUAAAACUGUGAUAAUCUUAUGAUUCCUGUUAUAAACUGCAAAAAACUGGAAGAAAGUCAUUUCAUCAGAAAUCAGGUUUUUGGGGUUUUUUCUGUCAUUUGUAAAUAUUUUGUUUAUGAGAGAUGGCACAAUAUCAUGUGAUCCCAUUAAGUCUGGUGAUUUUAGUUUUGUUUUUGUGAGUUUUUUUUUAAUUCCUGUGAACAGUUCCUCUAUCCAAUCUUUAAAUGACACAGUGCUGCCACCUGGAGCUUAUUUCUCUCUCUCCCUCAUUCGUAUAUAUAUAUAUAUAAAAUCAGUAUAUCCAUGUAAAUCAGUGACUGAACUCAUAUUAUCCAGCAACUUAAGUUUUAAAUAUCUGCCCACCACCUCGAAGGCCAAAACUGGUUAAGAUAUUCCUUGAUUAAACUUUGCAUGUAGAUUUCAACGAUAAAAUGGAUAAUUGAUAGUUUAUUCUCAGUGUUAGUAUAAUUCAUAAUCCUUUGUAUUGUGAUCCAUAUAUUCAAAUGUUUUCUGUUCCAGUUGAUCAUACUGAGCAAUCUUUUGACUGAUGCAGAUCUUUUCUCCAGAUGAGUUGUUUCUUUCAGUGUGUGUCAUAAGUAAGUUUGUGUUUGCUUGUUAUCUUGUUUAUAGUCCCGUUCAUGUUACUUCUUGAUAUUUUUUCCAGAUCGUCCAUAUUUUUGAUGACCAACACUUGAGCUUACACUGGGGAUCCAUUUAGUUUGAUGAAUAUAUUGCAGCUUGUAGUCCAAGUACUUUAAAAGUUUCCCAGUGUUUUUUAAAGGUUAUGUGCUUCCCUGUUUGCAUUGUGUUUGGUUAGAUCCUCAUUUAUAAAGACAAUAUAUCCUUCAGAUUUCUCCCCCGUUUCAGCAGUGUGUUCUUGUGCUUCAACAUGCUGCCCAGAACUGCCAUUCACUGGACAGUUUCUCCUUGUCACACCACUCUCAGUUAACCCUGGAGAUAUUUAUCUCUUUUAAGUUCUUUUUGUAUUUUUGGAAUUUCAGCCCUGGAGUGAAAAAGUCCAGGAUCAGGGCUGCAGAUGCUGUUCAUCCAUGGGAUCAUUGUCAUGCUGAACAAUGAAUCUGCUGACAAUCAGAUGCUUUCCAGAUGGGAUUCCAGGAUGGAUCAAAAUCUGAUGAUGCUUUUCUACAUUCAUAAUUACAUCGAUUUCAUUGGUCAGUAGAUGGCUCAAGUGAAGGGCCAGAUGCAUUUUUCAGGUCGUCUUUUUUUCUUUCUCAUUUCUUUCUCAUUUUUGGGGCAUGCUAUUUCUGCUAAUGCCCUCUACCUGUCCAGUUUUAAAAGACACACUGCACACCAUGCGAAGAUAUCCACACCUUUCAUCUAAUAACUUUUUGGGAAUCACGUUGUCAGUACAAAAAUAAUAUUGCAUAACUUUUUGUUGUUUAUAAAUGUACUGUCUAGACACAAUUCAUUCUCUGUAGAUGUGCUUUUGGUCAAAUAAAUUCUAUCCAUUAUCAUACCACAACAGGAUGACAUUAUUCCUUGCAACUCCUGAACAGUAAAGCUGUACAGAUGUUUAA
Molecule: messenger RNA, 2571 nt
Organism: Oreochromis niloticus (Nile tilapia)
Lineage: Eukaryota; Metazoa; Chordata; Actinopteri; Cichliformes; Cichlidae
Exons: 6
Coding region: 1-867 (288 amino acids)
Source: RefSeq, a predicted model, not a curated record